This is a messenger RNA of Doryrhamphus excisus (bluestripe pipefish), 6212 nucleotides long. Lineage: Eukaryota; Metazoa; Chordata; Actinopteri; Syngnathiformes; Syngnathidae. The record is from RefSeq and is a predicted model, not a curated record.
CUUUUACCAGAAAACGUUUCGGGGGCGAGUACUUCAGCGGAACACCAUUUUGCCCCCCUCCCCCCCAAAAAAAACAAAACAAAAAAACAUGAAGCAUGAACACAUUAAGGUAAAAAUGGAGGAUUUGUAAACAAUGGUACAUGUAUGCUGUACAUUAGGGUGCAUCAAAAAACACAAUUAUUGAAUUUUAAUAUGGCUGGGUACUAAAAGUAAACUAAAAAAAUAUAUAUGUCGAAACAACACAUAUUUAGGGGUGCCACCAUAAAUCUGUUUUUGUGGAAUAAAGUGGUGAACAGUUCAAUGGUCGCCAUGGAGAUUUGAGGUCAGCAAAGACUGCAGCUCAAGAACUCUCAUGUGAUCUUUAUGUUUUUGUUGGUAUUUAUACUCCUAUUACAUAUUACCAGCAAAUCUGUGUUUUUUUCUUUGUAAUUUGAAUGAUUUAUAGGUAUUUAGCGCUCAUUGUCUCUACUGUAGCUAACAUUUGUGGCUACAGUUUGCUAAUGACAGUUAGCUAAUAGCUGAGCAGGCAUAACAUCAACAACAGUAAUAUAGAGUAAACAGUAUUACUGAUGCCUCAUAUUUAUUGAGAGUAGUACUGUAGUCGUACAUAAUGUGAUAUACACUUGUCCAUGUAUUAUUUUAGGCACUGUUUAGUGCUCAUUGCCUCUACUGUAGCUAACAUUAGCUAGCUACAGUUUGCUAAUGACAGUUAGCUAAUAGCUGAGCAAGCAUAACAUCAACAACAGUAAUAUAGAGUAGACAGUAUUACUGAUGCCUCAUAUUUAUUGAGAGUAGUACUGUAGUCGUACAUAAUGUGAUAUACACUUGUCCAUGUAUUAUUUUAGGCACUGUUUAGUGCUCAUUGCCUCUACUGUAGCUAACAUUAGCUAGCUACAGUUUGCUAAUGACAGUUAGCUAAUAGCUGAGCAAGCAUAACAUGAACAACAGUAAUAUAGAGUAGACAGUAUUACUGAUGCCUCAUAUUUAUUGAGAGUAGUACUGUAGUCGUACAUAAUGUGAUAUACUCUUGUCCAUGUAUUAUUUUAGGCACUGUUUAGUACUCAUUGCCUCUACUGUAGCUAACAUUAGCUAGCUACAGUUUGCUAAUGACAGUUAGCUAAUAGCUGAGCAAGCAUAACAUCAACAACGGUAAUAUAGAGUAGACAGUAUUACUGAUGCCUCAUAUUUAUUGAGAGUAGUACUGUAGUCGUACAUAAUGUGAUACACACUUUUAUUUAUUUUAAUUCAAUUUAAAUUUAUUAUUUUAGGCACUGUGCAGCACAACCCACCAGCUCUCCUAAGAUGCUGCCCUCAACAACUAGUUCCUUUCAGACUAGCAGUCUCAGCUUGGUCUUUGGUCUGGGCCCCCUUUGAUGACCCUAUAGAAAAUGAUCCUGUAUACAAGUUCAUUGUACUCAACAUUUCCAGGUCAACUUUUUGGCAAUUAGACUAGAAAUUGCACAUUUUCCGAAAUUUUACAAAACGUUAUGUGUGAGGUGGCACCCCUAAAUCUCAAUGGAUUUCCUCAAAACUUUGCAAAAGACAUUUAGAAAACAUAAAAAAAAAUGUUUUUUAUUAGAAAAAAAUGGAAUGCCAGCCAAAUCGAUAUUAUGAUUUAUAAAUAUGUGAUUUAUAAAUAUUACUGACUGGUUAAAUGAGAUGUGAUUUUGUGUAAAAAAUAUUUUUUUUUAGGGAGGGAGAUUAAAAUUCGACCAAAACUUUGCACAUGUGCGAGUAUGCACCGCAUACAGAAGGUAUUAAUCAGUCAUGUGAUUAGAGGGAAAGCCCUGACUUACAGGGCGGUAGUCAUAGUAUUUUACGCCGUCACCGUGGUGUGUGUGCAGUUUGCGUUCCCUGACAGUCAACAAGUUCCCUUGCCAAGCCAACCAAACAGAGACACCAAGGAGUCAGUAGAAGAUCUCCAACCACACGCCCCGCUUCUUUUCCAACCUUGUCACAUGCUUCCAGAGGGGCAGUCGAGGCCGCGAGGGGAAUGCAAGAGGAGGGCAUGACCUCCUCUUGUCUGCACAUUCUUCCUUCUACGUUGUUAGUAAUUUGGGGGUCGUGGUACUUCAUUCACAAAGACAAAAUUAGUAUAUUGAGGUUGUUCAAUAACUCUUCUUUUUCUCUGUCGUGUCUGAACAAUGUUGGCCGCGAGGCACCAGGCCAACCGUGUUGCAACGUGUCCGCCAUAUGAUUCACUGCAAGAUCCGUGUACAUUGUCAUGACAGGCGACACACCCCAACAUGCGAACAUACUACUUUUGCACUGACACAGCCAAAGAGAUGGAGUCUUGGAUGAAAGUGAUGACAGACGCCGCCCUCGUGCACUCGGAGCCCGUCACAAGGUUGGACAAGCUAAGAGUGGAGCAGUGUGGACCUCGGGAGGUCAAUCAUGUGGCCAAUCACAAGCCGCCCUUGACACAGCCCGAAAUCGAGAACAACGAGCGCAACCGCGAGGUGGACCGCGAGCACUCGACAGCGGAGGACAGGAAGCAGCGCGAUGCCGAGCGCUACGGCUUCCAGACGGAUGGCGCGGACCCCGAUCGCCCCCUCACCAAGAUCAACAGUAUCAAACUGCAGCCUGCCCAGGCAGCGGCCGUCACGGUCAAAGCUGCGACACCACGAAGCCCCGCGGAGACAGACGGCUUACACCACAGCCCGCGGCUCAACGGAGCUUCUGAAGCGGGUCCCUCUGAUGGUGACGGCGUCCCCCAUCAGCGAAGUCCGAACUACGAGCCAGACCGGACGCUGAGCAGGACCAACUCCAUGCAGCAGCUGGAGCAGUGGGUUCGCACCCAAAGGGGACGCACCCAGGAUGACGACACCCGGAGCAUCACAUCGUACCAGACACUCCCGAGGAACAUGCCAAACCACCGGAUGCCCUACGUGCCUCGUUACGGCGACGGUUACCGCAGCAUGCCCAGAAACAGCAUGGCACAGCGGGACAGCAUCUGCAGCAUCUCGCCAUCGCUGUACGAGCAAGCCCUGGGUCCCCCGAUGGCCGAGAAACGCCGCUUCAUGCGCAACGAUACCAUGUGGCAGCUCUACGAGUGGCAGCAACGCCAGGCCUACACCAGGCCCGCACCGGGGACCUACGGGCACAUGUCCAGCCCCAAAACCAUGAUCAACCUCUCGGAGCACGCAGCGCCGAGCUUCUCCAUCCCGCCCUCACCCUCCCACGGAUCCCUGUCCACGUAUGGCGGCUACCCUCACGCUCGAUCCUACAACAUGAGCAGCGCCCGCUCGGAGAUGGCGUCUCCCGUCUACCAAAGAGACAUGAGCAUUGACAGACGGCAGAGGCAACAAAUGCACAAGUAUGCCUAUCCACCCGAUAGAAGGUCGAUGCCCGUAGGAAUUCCGGUCCAGACUAUCACCGCCCAGUCUCUCCAAGGCAAGACUCCUGAGGAACUGACUUUGCUUCUGAUAAAGCUGCGGCGGCAGCAGGCAGAGUUAAACAGUGUCCGGGAGCACACUCUAGCACAGCUUACGCAACUAAACAUGGAUGGCGACAACCCAAAGAAUGAUAUUCUGUCUCAUCAUCUCCAAAGGACUCUCUUGUAUUUGGACGCACAGAUGAAGGACAAUGACCCUUUAAUCAUCAUGACUCACACUUUGAUUGAGAACUCGGCCCCCAGGCCUCAACUUUACCAGCAACUCAGUCCUGAAGACCCCAGAGAGCGCCGCUACAUGCCGGAAGAGGGUGAUAUUGACGCCAAGCUGAGCCAGUUGUGUGAGCAGGAUAAAGUGGUGAGGACGCAUGAGGACAAACUCCAGCAGCUGUACAGAGAGAAGCACACGCUGGAGACGGCGCUGCUGUCGGCCAGCCAGGAGCUGGAGCUGGGCUCAGACGACCCGGCUUCCAUGCAGAGCGUCAUCCAGCAGAGAGACUUACUGCAGAGCGGCUUGCUCAGCACCUGCAGAGAGCUAUCCCGGGUCACAGCUGAGUUGGAGCGGUCGUGGAUGGACUAUGAUCAACUAGAAGGAGCGAUGAACGUGGCGAAGAGCGACUUGCUGGAGCAGCUUGAAGCGCUGAGAAGUACACAGACGGACCCCCCCAGCCAGCAGCACGUCCACAUUCAGAAGGAGCUGUGGAGGAUCCAGGAUGUGAUGGAGGCCCUCAAUAAGCACAAAGAGCAGAGACAGGCGGAUGCCAGCAUGGGCUUGUACGGGCCCAACUUCGGCAAGCAGAGAACUGAGGACGACGACGUGGUACCCCCACGGCCGCCUUUACCCCAGGCCUACGAGCCCCACCCCCCCACUUUGCCCCCCCAUGCUGGAGUUCGCUCAGCAUCCCUCCAAAGAACCGAGGAGAGGAAGGCUAAUCAGAGGAAUGGCACACACGGCGGGCCCGACUACCGACUGUACAAGAGCGAACCGGAGCUCACCACAGUGGCCGAAGUGGACGAGAGCAACGGAGAGGACAGAUCCGAACAACCUGCCGACCACCCUGCUAACAAAGGUAUAUCCUACCCGGUAGGCAUAGUUCCACCCAGAACCAGAUCCCCAGUGCCUGAAUCAUCCUCCAUCGCCUCCUAUGUUACCUUAAGGAAGAGUAAAAAGCCUGACUCCAGAACGGAGCGUCCACACAGCGCCGUGGAGCAUCAGCUCUGCGCUCUGGAGAGCGGGCGGCCCAGGAUGAGCGUGGAGGAGCAGCUGGAGAGGAUUCGCCGCCACCAGCAGGGUGCCCUGAAGGAGAAGAAGAAAGAUCUCCGGGUCCGUGGUAGCAGCGAGGAGAAUGCGCUGUCUCGUAGCAAUUCCUUCACGAAAGAAAACCACUUCCGCAAUAUGCAGUCCCAACAGAGGCGCCGAGAUGAGGUGAUGAGCACCGACAUUCUGGAGUUGGAGGCCUCGCUCAGGCAGCAGGAGGUGGUGAGGGAGCAGGAGACACCCGCUGAGGAGAUCGCACGCCUCAAAGAAGCCUCCAACUCCUUUAAUGUGGACCGAGAACUGUCUGUGCCUGACAAAGUGCUGAUACCCGAACGUUAUGUGGAGUCCGACCCCGAGGAGGCGCUGAGCCCCGAGCAGGAAGCUGACAAGCAGAGAAAAGUCGACCGCAUCAAAGCUCUCAUCGCCAAAAACAGCAUGCAGAAUGUGAUCCCCAACGUAGCUUUAAGCCCCGUGGAGACGGAAGAGGACGUCAGCCUCCAGGAGAAAGAGAAGAUCAUUAACAUCUCCUACGAGCUCGCAGCAGAAGCCUCCAAACGCAGCAAGCUGGUUGCAGUGAAAAGCCCGUCGUCGUCGUCAUCCUCCCCACCCCUCUCGCCGCCUCCUAACACCCCCCCUCUGCUCGCUGACGGGUCUCACUUCAUGUGUGUGUAGUAGCACCAGUAAGGGCUUUCAUCAUCAUCAUCAUCGACGUGUUUGUUGCAUGUGAUGCCUUUCUCUUUAAGACCAGACCAUGAACGCUGGACCAUGAUGGCUCUACAUCCUCCUGCGUCUACGCUUUGUGUCAUUUGCCCUCAUUUGGAAUCUUUCUCUCCUCAGCGCAAGCUCUGGCUUCAGUCAAAACCUACACAUGAAGGAAAUAAGAGCGGGGACAGACCCAAGGACAUGACCAUCUUGUCUCCCAAGGUCGUAACCCGACUUGUGUGUGAUCACUGUGACAUUUGAAGCACCGUUGACGUUGCUACCACCGACAGCGUGUCCUUCUCAUUGACCCGCCCCCCCCCACCACACUGGUUUUAUUCUUAUUUUUUCACCUUUCAUUACUUUCAUUUUAAAUUAUUUAUAUCAUUUAACAGCCUGUUUGAGCUUUUAGUUGAUUGAUGUCUUUAUUUUAACAUUUAACCAUUUCAUGUGGACACAUUUGUUGCUCCUGCAGAUGAAGAUGUUGGGAAUCAUUUCAAAUGAUGACACUCGCGUUGAAUGUUACGGCUUGAGCCACUCUUGGCUUUGUUUUGUGUUCAGAGAUAUAUUUAAAUUGAGAGAUGCAACGUGUACGUUUGGCUCUAUUUUAUAAUAGUUUUGUAGGCCCUAGGCCGGAGAACGAUGUAAGCACAUGUUCAAAGCAAUAAUGGAAGAGUUGCUGAAUCCGGCUUGCAUUUUUGUCUGUGUACAAAGUGUAAUUAAGAGGCUGACUAUGUAUAUAACGUUCUUGCUACGGCAGGAUGGGAGCAUGUAUCCAACCUGUGGUUACAUACUAAAUUUAAUUUACCAAUGUUAUAAUCCCAUCUGUUUUAUAUCACGAUAAAUAAAUGUUUUUGGUCUUUA